CAGGAAGCAGCUGAUCCUGAAUUCACUGCCUGCUUCCACCAAGUACCGUGAACAAGUGUAUUCGUAACAACAAGUUAAAGAACAGAGUGAAAACCAGUUCUAACAGAAGCAACGCGCUGAAGCAGAAGAGUCGAGUGAAGUCACCUGACCUGCGGCUCACAGCAACACGCCACAGCGGGUCUGCGGAGGGGGAUGUCAAGCACAGCCAUGAAGAAAAAGGUACUACUUAUGGGGAAAAGUGGUUCUGGAAAGACCAGCAUGAGAUCGAUCAUCUUUGCUAACUACAUAGCUCGAGACACACGCCGCCUUGGAGCUACAAUUGAUGUGGAGCACUCGCAUGUACGAUUUCUUGGCAAUCUUGUUCUAAACCUGUGGGACUGUGGAGGCCAGGACACGUUCAUGGAGAACUACUUCACCAGCCAGAGGGACAACAUUUUCAGAAACGUAGAGGUGCUUAUUUACGUAUUCGAUGUUGAGAGUCGGGAGCUGGAGAAAGACAUGCAUUACUACCAGUCAUGUCUGGAGGCCAUCCUGCAGAACUCCCCUGACGCCAAAGUGUUCUGCCUCGUGCACAAAAUGGACCUGGUGCAGGAAGAUCAGCGAGAUUUGAUCUUUAAGGAGCGUGAAGAAGAUUUAAAGAGACUGUCCCGACCUCUUGCUUGCACAUGCUUCAGGACAUCGAUCUGGGACGAAACCCUGUAUAAGGCCUGGUCGAGCAUCGUCUACCAGCUCAUCCCAAACGUCCAGCAGCUGGAAACGAACCUGAGGAACUUUGCACAAAUCAUCGAGGCAGAUGAAGUUCUUCUGUUUGAGAGAGCCACCUUCCUGGUGAUCUCCCACUAUCAGUGCAAAGAGCAGCGUGAUGCUCAUAGAUUCGAGAAGAUCAGUAACAUUAUCAAACAGUUCAAACUCAGUUGUAGUAAACUUGCAGCCUCUUUCCAAAGCAUGGAAGUAAGGAACUCCAACUUUGCAGCCUUCAUUGACGUCUUCACCUCCAACACAUAUGUCAUGGUGAUCAUGUCAGACCCCUCCAUUCCCUCUGCAGCCACUCUCAUCAAUAUCCGUAAUGCUAGGAAACACUUUGAGAAGUUGGAGCGUGUGGACGGACCCAAGCACAGUCUGCACAUGCGAAUGCGCUAACUGUCCCAUGUGUCCCAGUGGAUACCCUCAGCCAAUCAGUACACAGUACGCCGACGGCAUGCCGCGGACUCUCUGCUCCCCAACACACUUGUGCAGCCCUGCUCUGUUUCCUCUGUAUCUUCACAUUCAAUCACAGUUACUACGGAAUGAAAUCAGUAUUUCCUUUGGUCUAAUUUCUACAGUAACUUGAACAAUGAUGCAGUCUAUUGAAAUAUUUGCCCUAACUCGGCGCAUUAAAGAAAAAAAUGAAUAGUUGUGUUUACUUUUGCCGUCACACAUUGUCUGGCACAUUCGCUAUUUUCACUUUAUGUGAUUCACUUUAUGCCGUGAAUCCCGGUGAUCGGGGAUAGUUGCUCCAAGUUUGCUUUUCAGAUGCCGUUUGUGAGCUGUUCUGUUACACUUUCAAAGUACAAGCAAUAUAGAUAUAUUCAGAAAAAUA
This is a messenger RNA of Limanda limanda (common dab), 1579 nucleotides long. It is a transcript of the gene rraga, whose product is annotated as Ras-related GTP binding A. Lineage: Eukaryota; Metazoa; Chordata; Actinopteri; Pleuronectiformes; Pleuronectidae. Gene Ontology annotation, molecular function: GTP binding; GTPase activity. The coding region runs from base 193 to 1140 and encodes 315 amino acids. Gene Ontology annotation, cellular component: nucleus; Gtr1-Gtr2 GTPase complex; lysosome. The transcript has 10 exons. Gene Ontology annotation, biological process: regulation of autophagy; cellular response to starvation; positive regulation of TOR signaling. The record is from RefSeq and is a predicted model, not a curated record.